This is a messenger RNA of Prunus dulcis (almond), 944 nucleotides long. Its product is annotated as vacuolar protein sorting-associated protein 25. The transcript has a single exon. NCBI's taxonomy places the organism in Eukaryota, Viridiplantae, Streptophyta, Magnoliopsida, Rosales, Rosaceae. The record is from RefSeq and is a predicted model, not a curated record. The coding region runs from base 226 to 768 and encodes 180 amino acids. Gene Ontology annotation, molecular function: protein homodimerization activity; structural molecule activity. Gene Ontology annotation, biological process: protein transport to vacuole involved in ubiquitin-dependent protein catabolic process via the multivesicular body sorting pathway. Gene Ontology annotation, cellular component: ESCRT II complex.
AUGGGUUUUUGAUCGAACGGCCAACCAAAGAGCACCCAGAAAAAGAAAAGAACAGAGGACCACCCCACUUUUCUAACCUCCCUGCUUCUUGAAUUGUCAGCAAAAUGGCGUCACAGUGACCUUUUCUUGGGGUUUAGAAGAAGAAUCUGCAACGCAUCACUUUCAUCGUCCUCCCUCCACAGUUAGCUUCAGGCUCGCGAUUGUCGUCAAAAGAAGAUCACCCAGAUGCAGAAAUUGGGUGAUUUCAAGCUUCCCCAGUUCUUCAAUUACCCUCCUUACUUCACACUGCAACCAGUCAGAGACACCCGCGAGAAACAGAUUCAGCUAUGGAAGGACCUCAUUCUCGAUUACUGUAAAACCCAGAACGUCUUUGUGAUUGCUGUGGAAGACCAAGACUUUCCUCUCUUCUCAAACCCUGCGAUCGAGAGGUCUCUUACCCACGAAGCCAGGGAAGCGUUCCUCUCAGCUUUGGUCUCGCAAGGUCGAGCAGAAUGGCUGGAUAAAAAUCACAGAAAGUGCCUUAUACUCUGGCAUCGGAUUCAAGAGUGGGCUAAUAUUAUUCUAGAGUUCGUCAAGGAAAAUGGGUUGGAGAAUAGUGUGAUGACGGUGGAGGAAAUCCGGUCUGGGCCUGAAUCUAGAGGCACGGAGCUUCAUGGGAUAGACCGUACGAUUCUGAUGCGAGCUUUGAAGCUGCUGGAACAGAAAGGGAAGCUGGCAAUCUUCAAGGGGACUACAGCUGAUGAUGAGGGUGUGAAGUUCUCCGCUUGAUGGGUACCCUUUGACUCAUAAUCUAGGACUAGGGGAACUCAUCUGUAUUUUGUUGUGUUUGUGUUGCUUGAAUGGUAAUGCUUCGUAUAUUCUCACAGUAUUGCAAUGAAAUGAUACCUAUGCUGAUGUGCUUCAGGCCUAAUCUAAAUGACAAUAAAUUUUUUGGGGAUUCUUCU